AUGUUCCGGCGCUGGAAGUGGUUCCAGCGGCGCCGGAGGUCCGCGUCCGCGCAGCGCACAGCCGUCUCGGCGCUGCGGGACGACCGCAUCGUCCGCGAGGCGCUCGACGACUACGUGCGUGACGCCUUCUCGCCGGCGUCGGCGUCGGGGUUGGCGUCGAGGACGCGCUGCUCGGUGCGGCGCCUGCCGCUGGAGGCGGCGCCCAAGGGGGUCGCCCGCUGGCACCUGGACGAAGAGCUGCUCUACUCCGCCCGGCGGCGCUCCUACACCGUGCUCUACCUCAGGAAGUCGCCCACCGACCUCAAAUCGAAGGCUGCCCAACCGGACCCCGAAAGCGGUGAGCCCAGUCAGCAAGAGCCUGCCGCGGCCGUUAUCUGCGACUGUACCGACUACUCCAGUUGUCCCCACGCGUCCUCUAGCAGAUGGAUUGGCACCGAGCAGGUGACGACUGGAGAGCCGGGGACGAGUGGAGAGCAGGCGAACAGUCGAAAGCGGAAGGUCGAAGCGGCGAGCCAAACGCCGCCGCCGCGGAAACGUUUCUCUCCCUGCUGGCGGAAACGCAAAGAGAGGAGUGACGAGUCCCGUGUCGCCGACGAGCAGGCGACGGCAGAAGAGCAGAAGGACGAAGAAGCAACCCCAGGGCCGCCGCCGCGAAAACGCUUGUCUCCUUGGAGGCGAUUUCACAAACAGAGGUCCAGCUCCGAGGAGGAAUCCCGUCGCGCCAAGAGGAUUGACACCAAGGAGGCGGCGAUCCAAGUGGACAGGUCGGCGUUUCUCAUUUCCAAAAGCUCACAGACCAGCACUCCGAGGCCGCACGUCGUACUAGACGAACCCACCGAAGAACCGAUUGCCGGUACAGCCGCAGAAGUGGCGGAUCCCUCCGAGAGCCCGCAAGUGGAGGCGGAUACGCAAACAGACGAGCAGCCCGCUCAGCAGACGGUGGUGAGGGUGCUGCCCGGCCCCUCCGGGCUGCCGACCAUCGUCAUAGAGAGCACGGGGAACUGGAACGCCUUACAGAGUAGCUCGCAGACGAGCGACGUCGCGGUGCAGGCGGGCAGGCCGGCCAAGGCGCCGCGGCCCAGGCUGGACAUCGCCGCGGCCACCAGGGGCGCCGCCUCCCAGCGGCGGCAGGUGGAGGAGGCGCGCCACGACGGCAGCCGCAGCCCCGGCUCCAUGCGCUGGUCCGAGUGGGACGACAAGCAGUCCCCGUGGGCGGCGGCCGAGAAGUACACCAUACGCGACACCAACGAAGAGUCCCCCGUCACCAACGGCAGUUCCUGGGAAGCAGCACGAGUGGCGCUUUCGUUGCAGGAGGAGAGGCAGUACCCCUCACAACCGGGCAGCACGGAGAGCCUGGUACUGAGGGAGCUGCCUGCCAUUGCCGCCGCGAACCGCGAGGCGGUGGCGGCGGCGGAAGCUGUGCCGGCGGGAGCCGCCAGCCCCGUCUCCAGGCGGGGCUCGCGCGUCCAGCGCCGCCGCUCCAGGGCCGUUCGCUCGCCCUCGCCCACUCCGGCGUCCACGUCCACACCGGCGCCGCCCACGCCUCCGGCCUCGGCCCUGGUACCUUCGGGGCAGCACCGCCACAAUGUCAAGAGGCACGACUGCCUGGGCCAGCACCAGGAUCCCCACGACAGCGGCUCCUAA
Messenger RNA from Schistocerca piceifrons (Central American locust), 1644 nucleotides. Its product is annotated as serine/arginine repetitive matrix protein 1-like. The record is from RefSeq and is a predicted model, not a curated record. The transcript is spliced from 3 exons. Lineage: Eukaryota; Metazoa; Arthropoda; Insecta; Orthoptera; Acrididae. The coding region runs from base 1 to 1644 and encodes 547 amino acids.